Rhinolophus ferrumequinum (greater horseshoe bat) is the source of this 5231-nucleotide messenger RNA. RefSeq names its product mitogen-activated protein kinase 1 (gene MAPK1). The coding region runs from base 236 to 1318 and encodes 360 amino acids. Gene Ontology annotation, molecular function: MAP kinase activity; ATP binding. The transcript is spliced from 9 exons. Lineage: Eukaryota; Metazoa; Chordata; Mammalia; Chiroptera; Rhinolophidae. Gene Ontology annotation, biological process: protein phosphorylation; intracellular signal transduction. Gene Ontology annotation, cellular component: nucleus; cytoplasm. The record is from RefSeq and is a predicted model, not a curated record.
CCCUCCGCCCGCCGGCCCGCCCGUCAGUCAGUCAGGCAAUCAGUCGUUCUGGGUUGCUGUGGGUUCUCCAGGUCUUCGGAGCGGUUCCCUCCUUGCUCCUUCCCGGUCAGCAGCAGCAGCUGCACCAGCUGCGGCGCGGUCCCUCCGGGAGGCGCGGCGUAGGUCGAGCGGCGGCUGCGGAGCGUCGAGCUCAGCCCAGCGCGGCGGAGGCGGCUGCGGCGGCCCGGCAGCCAACAUGGCGGCGGCGGCGGCGGCGGGCGCGGGCCCGGAGAUGGUCCGCGGGCAGGUGUUCGACGUGGGGCCGCGCUACACCAAUCUCUCGUACAUCGGCGAGGGCGCCUACGGCAUGGUGUGCUCUGCUUAUGAUAAUGUCAACAAAGUUCGAGUAGCUAUCAAGAAAAUCAGUCCUUUUGAGCACCAGACCUACUGCCAGAGAACCCUGAGGGAGAUAAAAAUCUUACUGCGCUUCAGACACGAGAACAUCAUUGGAAUCAAUGAUAUUAUUCGAGCGCCAACCAUCGAGCAAAUGAAAGAUGUAUAUAUAGUACAAGACCUCAUGGAAACAGAUCUCUACAAGCUCUUGAAGACACAACACCUCAGCAACGACCAUAUCUGCUAUUUUCUUUACCAGAUCCUCAGAGGGUUAAAGUAUAUCCAUUCAGCUAACGUACUGCACCGUGACCUCAAACCUUCCAACCUGCUGCUCAACACCACCUGCGAUCUCAAGAUCUGUGAUUUUGGCUUGGCCCGUGUUGCAGAUCCAGACCAUGAUCACACAGGGUUCCUGACGGAGUACGUAGCCACACGUUGGUACAGGGCUCCGGAAAUUAUGUUGAAUUCCAAGGGCUAUACCAAGUCCAUUGAUAUCUGGUCUGUAGGCUGUAUUCUGGCAGAGAUGCUCUCCAACAGGCCCAUCUUCCCAGGGAAGCAUUAUCUCGACCAGCUGAACCACAUUCUGGGUAUUCUUGGAUCCCCAUCACAGGAAGACCUGAAUUGCAUAAUCAAUUUAAAAGCUAGAAACUAUUUGCUUUCUCUUCCACACAAAAAUAAGGUGCCAUGGAACAGGCUGUUCCCAAAUGCUGACUCCAAAGCUCUGGAUUUACUGGACAAAAUGUUGACCUUUAACCCUCACAAGAGGAUUGAAGUAGAACAGGCACUGGCCCACCCAUAUCUGGAGCAGUAUUAUGACCCAAGUGAUGAGCCCAUCGCUGAAGCACCAUUCAAGUUUGACAUGGAAUUGGACGACUUGCCUAAGGAGAAGCUCAAGGAACUCAUUUUUGAAGAGACCGCUAGAUUCCAGCCAGGAUACAGAUCUUAAAUUUGUCAGGACGAGGGCUCAGCGGACUGGACGUGCUCGGACAUCGGUGUUCUUCUUCCCAGUUCUUGACCCUGGUCCUGUCUCCAGCCCGUCUCGGCUUUUCCACCUUGACUCUUUUGAGCCGUUCGGAGGGGCGGUUUCUGGUAGUUGUGGCUUUUAUGCUUUCAAAGAAUUCCUUCAGUCCAGAGAACUGUUCCUGGCACCCCUGUGUGUGUCACCCACUGGUGACCUGUGGCAGUAUGUACUUUCAGUGCACCUACUGCUUACCGUUGCUUUAGUCACUAAUCGCUUUCUGGUUUGAAAGAUGCAGUGGUUCCUCCUCCUGAAUCCGUUCUUUCAUGACACCCGCUGACCCAUGCAGUCACACCAGAGAUAGUUCUUUCCAAAUUGGCUCUUGUCACUGGCAUCUCACUUUAUGAUAAGGGAAGGCUACUACCUAGGGCACUUUAAGUCAGUGACAGCCACUUAUUUGCACUUCACCUUUUCACCAUAACUGUUUCCCUGAGCAGGAACUCUUGGAAACACCUGCGAUGACGUUGCAGCCUGCAGUAAGUGCUCCCAUCCUGGGAAUCUGUGGGGGUACUGGUCAGCGUCUUUCCUCCUAUCAUGUUAGUCACUAACAUAUUUAAGGUAUGUGCAUUUGCCCAGCUGUUAGAAAACUCAAUCAUUUUUCUAAAUAAAAAAAAGAUGUACUGCACAGCAGUUUACUCUGUAGAUUUACUAUGGUUACUUGUACCAUUUAUAGAGGUAUAACACUUGCCCACAUGUGUUAUAUGCAGUACUGAGUGUUUGUAAGACUUAUGCAAAAAGCUUUAAAGUGGCAGCUUCACUCGCGAUUUAAUGAGAGAGGUACAAAGAUCACAGCAGGUGCUCAGGAAAGUGUCUGGAGAAGUAGCCAGCAGGACGCCCGUUGUCCCAGGGCAGAGCUCCACCUGCCAGGGUGUAUACACCCCGAGCUGCAUCACAUGGUGUGCCACAUUCAGUGCCAGAGGAUUUAGCAGAGAGGAUAAACACUGCGUCUUUAAAUGAGAAAGUGUACAAUUCUUUUUCUUCCUACAGCAUGUCAGCAUCUCAAGCUCAUUUUUCAACCUACGAUAUAACAGUUUGUAAUACAGCCUUCAUGAGCUCAUGACAUGGAGCACUGUUCUGUCGUCAAGUACUCUCAGCCAUUUCUGAUUACUGCUGAGCUAAAACCAUCAGAAAAAGCUAGCACUAAGUCACGUUUGGAGCUCUCCCAUCUUCCCCUGAUCUCUCUAAGUAUUUGUCCCGCCACUGCACACGGUGGCGUGGACUCGGUGUUCUGUCCCAGUGCGGUGCCUCCUCCUGACUCCCCCACUGCUCUCUGUGGUGAGAAAUUUGCCUUGUUCAAUAAUUACUGUACCCUCGCAUGACUGUUACAGCUUUCUGUGCAGAGAUGACUGUCCAAGUGCCACAUGCCUAUGAUUGAAACGAAAAAUCUAUUGUUACCUCUGAGUUGUGUUCCACGGAAAAUGCUAUCCAGCAGAUCACUUAGGAAAAAUCAUUCUAUUUUUAGCUUUUCAUUUCUCAGCUGUCCUUUUUUUUCUUGUUUGAUUUUUGACAGCAAUGGAGAAUGGGUUAUAUAAAGACUGCCUGCUAAUAUGAACAGAAAUGCACUUGUAAUUCAUGAAAAUAAAUGUACAUCUUCUAUCUUCAUAUUCAUGUUAAGAUUCAGUGUCGAUUUCCUCUGGAUCGGCGUGUCCGAAUGGACAGUCAGGUUCAGUUUGUGCUUAGAACAGAAAUGCACACAGGCCUCGGCUUCCCACCUGGGCACUACCCCAACACUUUGGUUUACAUGAAAUGAUUUAGAAAGCAUUUCUGUAGGGUCCUUUUUUCCCCUCUGCACUGCAGAGAUCUUUUCUGACAUGUUCCUUAUUCAAAUCAUAGGUCUAAAAUAUUAUGUCAGACUCUGAUGAAGAAGCCCAAAUGUCUCAGGUUGGAUUCUCUGGUUCUUUCUAAAGAGGGCCUGCCUGUGUGUCCCAGAGCUGCGGCCAGGCAUGGCUGAGCACUGGGCAGGGCUGCCCACACCACCCGGCCCAGGGUGCUGAUGCUCACACCACACAGGCUGCAGAAGGAUGGCUGCCUCAUCCUCAGAAAUCACAACCACAUCUAGAUUCUUGCCCUACAAUACAUGACCUUCACCACCACGCUGAGAGCUGCCAUGUCAAGAUCCACAUAGCAUUGACAGGAUAUAGAUUUGACUGUUACUUGAUACAUUGAUAAGUCAGUUUCCAUUUUAAAAGGAGCAUUGAGUUUUAUUACUCUUGUUUCUUUGUACUUUUUCAUUGGAAUGUUAGUAUUAUUGUGAGGUUAAUUUGCAGUCCUCUAAAGAGAAAGCCAUAGCCUUGGUUACUAAUCCCUGGGGACUGUGGGCUCUUUCCCUUCCCACUCGCUGGUACCGUGGAGUCAGAUUGGCAUGAAUUCACUAAUUGCAUUCUAGAAUCACUGUAGCCGUAAGUUGUGUGCUUUUUAUUCAUCAUGCCAAACUUUAACAUGUCAGAAUUGUCAUAACCAAGGUACCUGUGAAAAGCACUGGCUAUUAUGUGUGGUAGACUCACCAUUUGGAUCUUCUCGCAUCUCUAAAAGUGUACAGAUUAGGUCAUAAAUUUAUAUUAGUGAUACCAAAUGCCUCCAUGAUUAGUAUGCUUUCAGACUAACGGCUUUUUUGGUGUCUAAAAUGUAAGCAAAAAAUUCCUGUUGAAACAUUCCAAUCCUUUCAUUUAGUGUGAAAUAAAAUCCCUAACAAGCCGGUGGGAUGGAUGUGAGAGAACUCACGAUGAUAACUCUGUGCUGACACAAGUCUUCAAAGCUCAUAGAGACACGCAGACCAUUUUGAUGCACAGAUUGAAGAAUUUUACUGUAUAUGUGUGCAGUACACAGUGCGUGGUGUGUUCAUGUGAUUCCUUCUGCUGCAGGCGUAGGUGAUGGGUGUGGACGUAGGUACCUGUUAGUUUUCAGGAGCCACACGUGGUUCAUCAGUGGUUGCCUCUAAGGAGUCAGACAAGUAUACUGCCCACGCCGCGUGCCACGUAAUAUUCAGACCAUUCAGAGGAGACUGUUUUACCUUUGUUUGCUUAUAUGUUAAUACGGUUUUUAAAUUGGUAACUUUUAUAUAGUAUGGUAACAGUAUGUUAAUACACGCAUACAUAUGCACACAUGCUUUGGGUCCUUCCAUAAUACUUUUAUAUUUGUAAAUCAAUGUUUUGGAGCAAUCCCAAGUUUAAGGGAAAUAUUUUUGUAAAUGUAGUGGUUUUGAAAAUCUGAGCAAUCCUUUUGCUUAUACAUUUUUAAAGCAUUUGUGCUUUAAAAUUGUUAUGCUGGUGUUUGAGAUAUGAUACUCCCAUAGUGCAGAUGAGAAGCUUGUAACAGUAAACUAAAUAUGUGGUUUCUUUCACUGUAAUCCAGGUCGGCAGAAUGGAUCAGAAACAAUGGAAUCCAGAGGGAAUUCUCUAGGGUUGCACCAGGUUUACCUAAAGCUUGUUGCCUUUUUGUGCUGUUUAUCCGUGUAGAGCACUCAAGAAAGUUCUGAAACUGCUUUGUAUCUGCUUUGUACUGUUGGUGCCUUCUUGGUAUUGUACCCCAAAACUCUGCAUAGAUUAUUUAGUAUAAUGGUAAGUUAAAAAAAAAAAAAGUUAAAGGAAGAUUUUAUUAAGAAUCUGAAUGUUUUAUUCAUUAUAUUGUUACAGUUUAACAUUUAUUUGUGGUAUCUGUGAUUUGGUUAAUCUGUAUAAAAAUUGUAAGUAGAAAGGUUUAUAUUUCAUCUUAAUUCUUUUGAUGUUGUAAACGUACUUUUUAAAAGAUGGAUUAUUUGAAUGUUUAUGGCACCUGACUUGUAAAAAAAAACUACAAAAAAAUUAGAAUCAUUAAAUUGUGUCCCUGUGUUACCAAAAUAACA